Messenger RNA from Molossus molossus (Pallas's mastiff bat), 5711 nucleotides. RefSeq names its product diaphanous related formin 1 (gene DIAPH1). The transcript is spliced from 28 exons. Gene Ontology annotation, cellular component: cytoplasm; actin filament. The record is from RefSeq and is a predicted model, not a curated record. Gene Ontology annotation, biological process: actin cytoskeleton organization; actin filament polymerization. Gene Ontology annotation, molecular function: actin binding; microtubule binding; small GTPase binding. Lineage: Eukaryota; Metazoa; Chordata; Mammalia; Chiroptera; Molossidae. The coding region runs from base 1 to 3798 and encodes 1265 amino acids.
AUGGAGCCGCCCGGCGGGGGCCAGGGGCCCGGCCGUGGGUCCCGGGACAAGAAGAAGGGCCGGAGCCCGGACGAGCUGCCUGCGGCGGGCGGCGACGGCGGCAAAUCCAAGAAAUUUACUCUGAAGCGGCUUAUGGCAGAUGAGCUGGAGAGAUUUACUAGCAUGAGAAUUAAGAAGGAGAAGGAAAAGUCCAAUUCUUCUCAUAGAAUUUCUUCAUCAUAUGGGGAUGAUCCCACAGCACAGUCAUUACAAGAUAUUUCAGAUGAGCAAGUGUUAGUACUUUUUGAACAGAUGCUGCUGGAUAUGAACCUGAAUGAGGAAAAACAGCAACCUUUGAGGGAGAAGGACAUUAUUAUCAAGAGGGAGAUGGUGUCUCAAUACUUGCACACUUCCAAGGCUGGCAUGAGCCAAAAGGAGAGCUCUCGAUCUGCCAUGGUGUACAUUCAGGAGUUGAAGUCAGGCUUGCGGGACAUGUCUCUGCUCAGCUGCCUGGAGUCCCUUCGUGUCUCCCUCAACAAUAACCCUGUCAGCUGGGUGCAAACAUUUGGUGCUGAGGGCCUGGCCUCUUUGUUGGACAUCCUUAAACGACUCCAUGAUGAGAAAGAGGAGACUUCUGGGAGCUACGAUAGCCGUAAUAAACAUGAGAUCAUUCGCUGCUUGAAAGCUUUUAUGAACAACAAGUUUGGAAUCAAGACCAUGUUAGAGACAGAAGAAGGAAUCCUGCUUCUGGUCAGAGCCAUGGAUCCUGCUGUUCCCAACAUGAUGAUUGAUGCAGCUAAGCUACUUUCUGCUCUUUGUAUACUACCACAGCCAGAGGACAUGAAUGAAAGGGUUCUGGAGGCAAUGACAGAAAGAGCUGAGAUGGAUGAGGUGGAACGUUUCCAACCACUGCUGGAUGGAUUAAAAAGUGGGACCUCCAUUGCACUCAAGGUGGGAUGUCUACAGCUGAUCAAUGCUCUCAUCACACCAGCUGAAGAACUUGACUUCCGAGUUCAUAUCCGAAGUGAACUGAUGCGCUUGGGGCUGCAUCAAGUGUUGCAGGAUCUUCGGAAAAUUGAAAAUGAAGAUAUGAGAGUGCAACUAGCUGUGUUUGAUGAGCAAGGGGAUGAAGAUUCCUAUGACCUGAAGGGACGGCUAGAUGACAUUCGAAUGGAGAUGGAUGACUUCAGUGAAGUCUUCCAGAUUCUCUUAAACACAGUGAAGGAUUCAAAGGCAGAGCCACACUUCCUGUCUAUUCUGCAGCAUCUACUCUUGGUCCGAAAUGACUAUGAGGCCAGACCGCAGUACUAUAGGUUGAUUGAAGAAUGUAUUUCUCAGAUAGUUUUGCACAAGAAUGGGGCUGAUCCUGACUUCAAGUGCCGGCACCUCCAGAUUGAUAUUGAGGGAUUGAUUGAUCAAAUGAUUGAUAAAACAAAGGUAGAGAAAUCUGAAGCCAAAGCUACAGAGCUGGAAAAAAAGCUGGACUUAGAGUUAACAGCCCGACAUGAGCUACAGGUGGAAAUGAAAAAAAUGGAAAGUGACUUUGAGCAGAAGCUCCAGGAUCUUCAGGGAGAAAAGGAUGCAUUGGGUUCUGAAAAGCAACAAAUUGUCACAGAGAAACAGGACCUGGAAGCGGAGGUGUCUCAGCUCACAGGAGAGGUUGCUAAGCUAUCCAAGGAAUUGGAAGAUGCCAAGAAAGAAAUGGCUUCUCUCUCUGCUGCAGUUACUGCUGCAGCCCCUCCCAGCAGUGCUGCUGUUCCCCCUGCCCCUCCUUUACCUGGUGACUCUGGCUCUGUUAUUCCACCCCCACCCCCACCUCCUCUUCCUGGGGGUGGUACUAUUAUUCCUCCACCACCUCCCCCUCCUUUACCUGGGGGUGUUUGUAUCCCCCCACCCCCUUCUUUACCUGGGGGUGCUGCCAUUCCUCCACCCCCUCCUUUGCCUGGGGGUGCUGCCAUCCCUCCACCCCCUCCUUUGCCUGGGGGUGCUGCCAUCCCUCCACCCCCUCCUUUGCCUGGGGGUACUGCUAUCCCUCCACCCCCUCCUUUACCUGGGGGUGCUGGCAUUCCCCCACCUCCCCCUUUGCCUGGGGGUGCUGGCAUACCCCCACCUCCUCCUCUACCUGGAGGAUCUGGAAUGCUGCCUCCCCCUCCCCCUCUUCCUGGUGGUUCUGGAAUCCCCCCACCCCCUCCAUUUCCUGGAGGCCCUGGCAUUCCUCCACCUCCACCUGGAAUGGGUAUGCCCCCACCUCCCCCUUUUGGAUUUGGAGUUCCUACAGCCCCAGUUCUGCCAUAUGGUUUGACCCCAAAGAAGCUUUAUAAGCCAGAGGUGCAGCUCCGGAGGCCAAACUGGUCCAAGUUUGUUGCUGAGGACCUUUCCCAGGACUGCUUCUGGACAAAGGUGAAGGAGGACCGCUUUGAGAACAAUGAACUUUUCGCCAAACUUACCCAUGCCUUCUCUGCCCAGACCAAGACAUCAAAAGCCAAGAAGGAUCAAGAAGGUGGAGAAGAAAAGAAAUCUGUGCAAAAGAAAAAAGUGAAAGAAUUAAAGGUGUUGGAUUCAAAGACGGCCCAGAAUCUUUCUAUCUUUCUGGGCUCCUUCCGCAUGCCCUAUCAAGAGAUUAAGAAUGUGAUCCUGGAGGUGAAUGAGGCUGUUCUGACUGAGUCUAUGAUCCAGAACCUCAUUAAGCAGAUGCCAGAGCCAGAGCAGUUGAAGAUGCUGUCCGAGCUGAAGGACGAGUAUGAUGAUCUGGCGGAGUCGGAGCAGUUUGGCGUAGUGAUGGGCACUGUGCCCCGCCUGCGGCCUCGCCUCAACGCCAUCCUCUUCAGGCUGCAGUUCAGCGAGCAGGUGGAGAACAUCAAGCCAGAGAUCGUUUCUGUGACUGCCGCGUGUGAGGAGGUGCGGAAGAGCGAGAGCUUCAAGAACCUUUUGGAGAUUACCUUGCUUGUCGGAAACUUUAUGAAUGCUGGUUCCAGGAAUGCUGGGGCUUUCGGCUUCAACAUCAGCUUCCUCUGUAAGCUUCGAGACACCAAGUCCACAGAUCAGAAGAUGACCUUGUUGCACUUCUUAGCUGAGUUGUGUGAGAAUGACUAUCCUGAUGUCCUCAAGUUUCCAGAUGAACUUGCCCACGUGGAGAAAGCCAGCCGAGUUUCUGCUGAAAACUUGCAAAAGAAUCUGGAUCAGAUGAAGAAACAGAUUUCUGAUGUGGAACGUGAUGUCCAGAAUUUCCCAGCUGCCACAGAUGAGAAAGAUAAGUUUGUUGAAAAAAUGACUAGCUUUGUGAAGGAUGCACAGGAACAGUAUAACAAGCUGCGGAUGAUGCACUCCAACAUGGAGAACCUCUAUAAGGAGCUGGGCGAGUACUUCCUCUUUGACCCCAAGAAGGUGUCUGUGGAAGAAUUCUUCAUGGAUUUGCACAACUUUAAGAAUAUGUUUGUGCAAGCAGUCAAGGAGAACCAGAAGCGGCGGGAGACAGAGGAAAAGAUGCGGCGAGCAAAACUAGCCAAGGAGAAGGCAGAGAAGGAACGGCUGGAGAAGCAGCAGAAGAGAGAGCAACUCAUAGACAUGAAUGCAGAAGGUGAUGAAACCGGUGUGAUGGACAGUCUUCUGGAAGCCCUGCAGUCAGGCGCAGCAUUCCGACGGAAGAGAGGACCCCGUCAGGCCAACAGGAAGGCCGGGUGUGCCGUCACAUCUCUGCUAGCCUCAGAGCUGACCAAGGAUGAUGCCAUGACUGCUGUCCCUUCCAAGGUGACCAAGACCAGUGAUGGAGUUCCCACAAUCCUGGAGGAGACCAAGGAGUUGGUUGGCCGUGCAAGCUAAUCUGGGACCUGUGGCCGUGGCAGCUCCUCAGUGGAGCCCAGACUGUCCUGCCCUGCAGCCUGUGCCUAAAGGGUCAUGGAGAUAUCCCUGUGGGGUGGCCUGUCCCAUCGCCCUGACCCUGCCUUUCUCUCUGGCCUGCUGCUCUCUGUACGUCUCUGUACACAGCUUCAGCUGCCUGGAGGCCAGAAGGAAAGGGCCGUAUGGGGGAGGCCUGAGCCCAACCCAGCCAGCCCUGGCUGUUGCAUUACCAAAGCAGGCUCCGUGUUCGCUGCCUUAACCCCAAGUGUCUCCUCUGUUACUCUGAGGCCUGUCUCAGACAAGGCCCUGCCUGCUUAUCAGCCCCUGGCUCUCCAGUGGGCUUCCCAUAGGUCAACUUGCUGGGUUUGUGCUUUUCUUUUGUGGUUUCUCUGGCCCUGAGAACAGCAUGGGGCUUGUGAACUUUUGGGCUAUACCCCACCUUUCACUGCUGUCACCUCUGCUCUGCUCCUCCUGGCUGUUGUUAUUUAUUACUGGUGGUGUGGCAUUGGAAGCUGCCUCUUAAGGAAGUGGGGAGCAAGUCCCAGCCUUACUCCACCUACCUGAGAAAGGCCUCCCAAAACAAAAAGGACCUGGGCCGCUUUUAUCUGUUCCAUUGUGGCGCAGGCCAGAGCCUGUGGGCAGGCGGGCAGGGCAUAGAGACAUCGUGGGACCUGCCCCAGCCUGCUGCCAUGCGCUGUGCCCUCGCCUCUUCGGACCCUCUGCACCAGCCCCAGGCCACUGAGCCAUGGCCCCUGUUGUGCCCUCCCCAGAGCUUUGGUGCAUCUCAUCUGGAGUACCGGCUGUAUUGUGACCAUCCCAACACCUUACCCUCUGUCUCCAAGGAAAUGGGAGGUGGAGCCUCCUGGCUGAGAAAUUGUUUUGCAAAUGGAUCUAUUUUUGUAUGAGAUUUUUUUUUUUUUUUAAAGAAAAAUAACUCUUCCUUCCCUCUUCUCCAUAAUGUAAGAGUCUUUGAUGGCAGGUUCCAGAGUCCUUGGGAUUUCUCCCCACCGGCCUCAAUUCUGAACAGGCCCCAUGGACCUCCGCCUCAGCCCUCAAGCCUUCUGGGCCCUUGAGGCCAGUACAGGUUCUCUCCCAGCCUCCAGUUCUGGCAGAGGAGGAAGCUCUUCUCGGGUUGAGCUGAACCAGGCCUGAGAGUAGUGGGGGCUUUGAGAUCACAGAGUUUUUAUAAAUGUAAUAUAUUUAUCAAGCCAAAUGUGCAGAUGCUAACUGGACACUCUGGGGAAGUGGGCAGAGGAGUGCCCCGCCCCCAUUUGUACCCCUGCUCCCUUCUGAACAGUGGGCAGGCCAAACUGUUCGGUGGCUCCAGCCACAGGACGCUCAGACUCUCUCGAGGUGACACUGUGCCCACCCUGUGCUCCUUCAUCUUCCCACCCCGGUAGGGAGAGGGCGCACUGGUAAGGCCUCGCCCGGAUUACCGUUGUUAGCGCCGCGGGAGUCGCGGGGAGACGGAGGGCACUUGUGUGGAGGCGUUGAGCAGGAAGAAGGGUUCUGGUUGCUAGAGCCUGUGUGAGGGGCAACAGCAGCUCUUGAGUUACUCUCCGGAAGAUGUGCGAGGGCCCUGCUGCUCCCUACGUCUCCUUUCUCUCCCUGCUGACACCUGGGGCUUUGACCCUUUCUUUUUUAAUCUACUUUUGCUAAGAUGCAUUUAAUAAAAAAUUUUUAAAAGGUGGGGGGACAGUAUACAAACCUAUUUCCCUUGCCUCUUGGGCUUCUGGGAUGUCAUCACCUCCAGUUUGUUGGGUUUGUUUCCAACUGUUAAUAAAGCAUUGAAACAGUACUUGCCUUACAGCCUCCUGUGUGAAUUUCUGAGCCGUUUCUUUUUCUUUUCCCUCUCAUCCAGACCCCUCUAUGUUGUCCUGCCUCCGAUCCCUGGU